Molecule: messenger RNA, 925 nt
Organism: Bipolaris sorokiniana ND90Pr
Lineage: Eukaryota; Fungi; Ascomycota; Dothideomycetes; Pleosporales; Pleosporaceae
Exons: 1
Coding region: 206-721 (171 amino acids)
Source: RefSeq, a predicted model, not a curated record
CACGCAGGCCCUUUGCAGCCAGGCCAACGCGCUGGCUGUGCCCUUGAAUCGUGCCCACCGACCACGUCUCCUAUCGUCCUCUGCCGCCGUAUCAACCCGCCGUGCUGUCCAUGUCCAUGUCGACGGCCGCGCUGCCUAGGGGUUUCAUCCACUCCGCCGCCGCUGCGCUGCAAUCGAUAAGAACAAGAGCCGCACAAACCUGGCCAUGGACGCACACGGCCUAGCAGCCACGGCCGAACUGCAACAAUCUUCCACGCCUACUAGCUUUUUUUUCUUCUGCCCACGGGACGGCCAAGGGGCGACACCCAUGGAAACGGUCGCGCGCGAGCAUGCACAUUAUUACUAUUACUGUACUAUACCACCAGUACAGCACAGCACAGCACAGCAACCCGUCGGCGCGCACGCCUUAGUUGCAGCAACUUGUCAGAGUCAGAGCCAUCGGAUCGGUACUCUAGAGCAGCGAGGCGCAAGAGCAAGCAACUCAUCCGAGCAGCGAGCAUCCAUCCGACAAAGGCCGAGCUUUGCUGUCGCAUUGGCGGUUGUGGCUUUGCUAGGGUCCUUUCCCUUAUAUCCGACCAUGAAACCGACGGCGUCCGGCGAACACAGACAACAGACGCCCGCGGUUCGACUGCACGGGGCGCCCGCGACAUCACUCGAGUUGCAGAUGCUCGUUGCCCGAAACAUGUGCGAAUCCUGUGCUGCCACACGGCCAGAUGGAUGAGUUGAUGGGCAGACAGGCAAGAUGGCCGACCGGCACCACCUGGCGUGGCGGCCGUGGCUGUUGGUCGCCGCCGAGGCUGGAAGGAAAAGUCUGGUGAGCGUGACGUAGGUUUAUCCCAGAGCGGCCUAGCGCAGAUGCAGGGGGACCCUUGGCCUGAGAUUGCAGCCAGCAAUUGCAACGGCGUCCGCUAAAUCUUCGGCUCGU